This is a messenger RNA of Cuscuta europaea, 1472 nucleotides long. The record is from the annotation of a GenBank genome assembly. NCBI's taxonomy places the organism in Eukaryota, Viridiplantae, Streptophyta, Magnoliopsida, Solanales, Convolvulaceae.
ACGGAAGUAGUUAGAUCAUAUUUAUCAUUUGUAAUCCAAGUGUAUAUAAAUACACCAGCAUGUAUACGGAUCAUUGUGUGAAAUACAAAUCCCUUUAUGGUAUCAAGAGCCAUUCUUUAAAACAGCCUCACUCAAUUUUUUUCCUACCAGCUCCUUGUUCAUCAUGACAACCAUCACUGCCACCACGCAAGUCGUUUCUCUCACGGCCACAACUCAUUUUCCGAUUAAGCUCACUUCGUCCAACUAUCCAGUCUGGAAAUGCCAAGUCCACUCCGCUCUUGUUGGCCUUGGUCUCGAAGCUUAUGUUGAUGGCACCAUCAUCACCCCCGACUUAUUCCGUGAUGCAAACAAAACCCAGCUUAAUCCAUGCUACACCAUAUGGUACUGUCAAGAUAAAACAAUUUUAAGUGCGCUUUUGGGCAGUUGCUCCGACACAAUUCAACCGGUAAUCUCCUCUGCUGCCACCGCUCGUCACGCGUGGGACAAAUUAGCUCUCACAUAUGCCAGCACUUCACGAGGCCGUAUCAUCUCCCUCAAAUCUGCCCUUGCUCGCACCACCAAGGGAUCCCGAUCUAUUACAGAUUAUCUUGCUGAAAUGUAUGCCUUAUCUGAGGCACUUGCCCUUGCUCAAAGUCCACUCCCUGAAGAGGAUUUGGUCAUUAAUAUUCUUAAUGGUCUUGGAACUGAAUACAGUGAGAUUACAUCAGCCAUCCGGGUUCGACCCACUGCUCUUCCUCUUGCCGAGCUGCAAGAUAUUUUGCUGGAACAUGAAGAACGUCUCCGUCAGGUUGUUGCCUCCACUGAAUCUCUCGUUCCCACGGCUAACGUUACUCGGAUGGUUGACCGCCAUGCACAUGUUGACCGUCGCCCCACUCAAUAUGGUGACCGUGGUGAUCGUCGCAACUCAUCUGCUCGACGAGGACAUGGUAGCUAUCAUGGCUCCUCUCGGCCGGUCCAAAAUCAGUUGACCUGUCACUUUUGCAAUAAUGUUGGACAUGAUGUAAGGGUUUGCCGUAAGCUACAGCGUUUCCUUCGAGAACAUCAAGUACCUCAUCCGGCUUCACCUACAGUUCAUCAUACUACAACGGCACCUUCCACUUCUACUCAGUCGUGGCUCUUUGAUAGCGGGGCUUCUCACCAUGUUACGUCGGAUGCUUCUCUUUUGCCGUCCUACACUCACUAUGGGGGUCCCGAUGAGGUUCGCUUAGGCGAUGGACCGAAUCACGGGGGCGCCGCUAAUGCGAGGGGAGAACCACAAUGAUGUCUCCUAUAUCUUGCCAAGUUCCUCACCCCAAAUAAAUGUCACUCAAGUGUCUGAUUUAUCUCAUUGGCAUCAUGUCUUCGGUCACCCAUCAUCUCGUGUGUUUGCUCAAUUAGUUAGUCAAAAUAAAAAUUUAUUUCCCUUCAGUACUACAAAUAAAGUGCAUUGUACUUCGUGUUUCGUUAAUAAAAGUACAAAAUUACCAUUCUAC